CCUCCUGCUCUCCGUCCAGUUCCUCCCGUUUACAAGGAUUGAUAGCGGCCACUAGAUGUGCCAAUGAGCCUAUUCUCAUCCAGAGUAAAUGUCGAGCGCUGCACAUCCCACCUUGUCUGGCCACCACGAUUCAUGAUAAACCACAGCACGCACACAGAUCCUCCUCAGAUUUCGUUCCACCCUUCAUCCUCCACGAUUCCACAUGGAGAUUGAGACUGCGGAGAAUGUAACGGAGCGGAGAGGCUUUAUAAAGAGACCUGGUAACACAACGGUUGUUAUUCGUGCGGGGUACUCUGUCAUUUGCGACAUUAAAGACCGCCUGGGUGUGGUGCUCAAGGUACCUUUACCCUUCGAGGAGUUUAAGCAAGCCAUGGAGAUUGAAAAGCGGGUGUAUCGCCGUCUAGGGAAGCACCCAAACCUACCUAAUGUUGUAGACAUGAAUGAGUAUGGCAUUUACCUCAAACGAGCAGAGUCUAGAUGCCUCCGACUGUACUACAAUAAAGGAGGCAAGGCCACGCCUGAAGAGAGGAUUAAGUGGUGUCAAGACGUUGCCGAAGUACUCAACUACGUCCAUGAGAACAACAUCCGUUACGCUAACCUAUCUAGGAAGAAUUUGUUAAUAGAUUCGGCACGGAAUAUUCUUCUCUGCGAUUUUGAAGUUGUUGCCGAAAUUGGUUUCUGGCAUCCUGACGAGCGAGAAUACCCCGCCUACCAUCCGAAACCUUUUCACGAGAAAAUAGAGGAGCAGGAGUGCGAGGUUGAGAAACUUAUAAAGGAGGGAAAGUACCCUAACGUGAGCGAACUUCCGCUCGGGGAUGUGAUAGUUAAGUGUUGGAAACGCGAGGGCUACUUCAAUUUAGCGGCUGAUGUGGCUGAAGAGAUUACCUAUUCUAGUAUUCUUCCCCUUGCCAGGAACUCGUCUGGUUGUUCCUCUAACAAGGACUUGUCCAAUCAUUCCUCUAGCAAGGACUCACCUAGCAUUUUCUCUGAAUCGAUGGCGAACUAA
Molecule: messenger RNA, 1006 nt
Organism: Trematosphaeria pertusa
Lineage: Eukaryota; Fungi; Ascomycota; Dothideomycetes; Pleosporales; Trematosphaeriaceae
Exons: 6
Coding region: 203-1006 (267 amino acids)
Biological process (GO): protein phosphorylation
Molecular function (GO): ATP binding; protein kinase activity
Source: RefSeq, a predicted model, not a curated record